Stereum hirsutum FP-91666 SS1 is the source of this 906-nucleotide messenger RNA. RefSeq lists its product as uncharacterized. Lineage: Eukaryota; Fungi; Basidiomycota; Agaricomycetes; Russulales; Stereaceae. The record is from RefSeq and is a predicted model, not a curated record. The transcript is spliced from 12 exons. Bases 1 to 906 code for a protein of 301 amino acids.
AUGAGCCAAGUUAUAAAUUUUAAUCCUGUUGCCAUCUCCUCUGCUGCAUACGCUCAGAAAUAUCUCUCAGCAAUCGGUCUAGCCGUCCUUCUCUACGACCACCUCCUUACGCUACCUCAGGAGUGGAUGAUUAUGUCGUCAAGGUCCAGUAUAACACCGACAAAGGUUCUGUUUCUGUUUUUGCGGUAUGGCGUGCUUGCGUGCCAAUUGAUGGGUGCCUAUGUGAUAAGUGGCGCUGUAGAUACUAUGUCAGAACUGUUGCGGUGGUUCUUAUCCACAAGCCUAAUAGGAACCAUCUCUCUCGGAAUGGCGGACCUUAUUAUGAUUAACCGGGUAUACGUCCUUUGGGACCGUCGUACCAAAGUUCGAUCCGCCUUAUUGUGCGGCUUCAUUAUUUUCUAUGGAAUAACUGUGGCCUUCGGUGUAGCGAACAUAUAUAUGCUUUCAGGAAGUGAACUAAUCUAUCCGACAGCUGACCACGAUGCGUUGCUGUCCGAACCAAAUGUCUUUCAUACCUGUUUCAUCCGUCGAAAGCCGAACAUCUGGUCCGGGAUAUGGGCGCCUCAGCUCACCGAUGGCUUUUGUUCAUAUAUGAAGGUUGCAUUCGACUGCUACAUCGUGAUCCUUACUGUCUUGAAUGCAGUAGAUCGUCCUCGGCAAGCGGAUGCAAGGAUUAUUCAUGACCUGCGUCGCGAUGGUGGACUGACCUUCUUAGGGAUUUUCGCUUUGAGAUUAGUGAAUCUUGUGCUCGGAAUAUAUCCCAAUGUUCAAUUUUCGGUUAUCGCGUUUUUGUUGUUCCUGAGGGUGGAGUGUUUGAUGGAGCUGGGAUGUCGAGGCAGGUUUGGCGACUCGGAAAGCAGCGGAUUUAUCAUACAGGAAAUCCACGAGCUUACCGUUUUGCGUUGA